UAUGCUUAAUGGAGGAAAAAUUAAAUAAACUACCUUGUAUAAUAUCAGAUAAAAAUCAGACUGAAGUAUUUCUUUCUGUCCUAAGCAGAGCAUGGAACAGUCAUCAAAAAAUGAAAGAAGAUUAUUGUUCAACUUCAAGUGUCUGCUAUGGUGAAGAAAUUCCAUCUUUGGACAAAUGCUCAGGCAUUAUCUACGAUAAACUGAUAUUUCCUUUCAAUAACAAUCAGACUAUCUCGAAGAGUGGGCAUUCCCAAGUGCAGCACUGCUUAAAACUUGUAUGGCCUUUUUGUCCAGCUAACGUAUCACUUUUAACCCUUCCUUUUCUGUACGUUCCCCUGGGAAUAAGCCAAAACAACAUUCUAAAAGAGGAUGAUGGGAAGAAAUGCGUUUUGAAUCAAAUCACUCAUAUAACUAAUGCUCCUGAAUGUCAAGCAGAUGAUUAUAUCACUUCUUUGGGACGAAUCAUGGAUUGCCUUGGCAGACAUUUCAGCAAAUUAAAGAAAUAUAUGGCAAACUUAACAUCCAAGCGCUCAGUGCACUGGUCAGUGGACAAAAUUAUUACUUGCUUCACAACUCAAACAGUUACUCGCUGCAAACACAGUGACUGGAUCAUCUUCCAGUUGUACUUUACUUCUGUCUUGGACGCAGUCAACCAGAGUUUGGUGCAUUAUAAGAGGAUGUUUGAUGAUCCUCUAGACGUGAAGACUGCAGACGACUGUAUCAGUCAAUUUUAUUCAGAAAAAUUUAAUUCUUGCAUACCUCUUGUGAGUCAAUUUAUAAAGAAUUACAAUGAUGGGAAUGCAAGCAUUUCUGACUACCCAUCUCAGUGCAUAGAGGAUGUUUUUGGAAUCUGCAACAGUAGUAAAACAUUUCAUUCGAUAAUUAAGAAAUACAUGAAUGUCGCCGACGACGAAAUUCAGGAAGUUUGUCUCGAUGCUAAACCAGGAGGUUACCAUUUGAAUUCUUGCCCAGCAAAAAGCUUAUCUUAUGAUUCUGCUUGCGUCGAAGACGAAAUUUUGAAUUCUGAAGAAGAGGAUAAUACUUUAAAGACCAUGAAGAAGUGUCAAAGAUGCGCGAUUCAGAAGAUAGACGACAUAUGCUUAUACAAUGACUAUAAAGAUUUAAUAGCUACUGCUACUCAAGAACUUCAGUCUUUCGGAAAAUGCCUGAAGAGACGAAAUAGCAUUCAAGAAGGAUGUAUAGUGGAUAUCAUUGAUAAAGUCAAGAACAAGUGUAUCGAGAACCUACACACUUUUACCCAUUUCAUAAAGAUUGGUUCACUCAUGAGAGCAGCUGAAGUAUCAAAAGCUUUUGACGAGUGUGUCCAAAGGUCAGUCCAGUGGUGUCCAAACAAUACAUCUGAAAUGAUAUCCAACAUUUAUCGAAGAAUUCUAGGACAGGAACAAUUCUCCGUGAUAAGUAAAAGUUCCUCGGUCUUUGGUGAUCUCGAUCUAUAUUGGCAAAACAAAGAACAAUUAUCUCUAAAAUAGGGUGUCUUAUUUUUCCUUCAUUUUAUUUGAGUUAAAUAAAACUCAAUAUCUUUUAGGCUUCUUCUAGAAAACUGUAUAUUUGAGAGGGUUGGCUCUGUGAUGAAUGACUGAUUGAACGAGAAACAGUUUGUCUGUUAAUUGAAGAUUAAAUGCUGGACUUUUUUCCAUACAUUAUAUUAAAUAUAACAACAAUGUAAUUAAAUAUAAAUUCUGAUGCAAAU
This is a messenger RNA of Stegodyphus dumicola, 1711 nucleotides long. RefSeq lists its product as uncharacterized. The record is from RefSeq and is a predicted model, not a curated record. NCBI's taxonomy places the organism in Eukaryota, Metazoa, Arthropoda, Arachnida, Araneae, Eresidae.